AUGGAUGUUAAAGGUUUGGCAAUUCUUGAAUCGUCGGCGUCGAAUGAUUUAAUUCUACGUGUGAACAAUUUCUCUGGGGUUCUUGAUACGAUUAAGGGGCGUAAUAUUGAUGACGAUCUAUCAUCGUUGGAAGUUCUGAAGGAAGAUGUAGUUGUGGAGGACAAGACUAACGAAUCAGUGGACAUGGAAUUUCGGAAGAACAAAAGUAAUGAGGUUACUGAAGCCUGGUCGAAACCAAAGCCAAUCAAGAUAUCUUUUAAUAAGGAUCAGGUUGAGUUUUCAGAAGAUGGCAUUGCUGUUAAGUUGAAUGCAGAUAUGGAGGCAAAGAAUUUGCAAAUUUUGAAGAACUCGGUGGUGAUUAAAGUGCUGGGUAAUAAUGUGCCUUUUUUGAUUUGUAGUAUCGAGUUAAGAAGGAAAUGGAGCAAGUUUGGUGGUUUCCAUUUAACGUCGAUUGGUAUGGAUUGGAUCCUGUGUUCAUUCCAUACUAAUGAUGUAGCUGAUGAAGUUCUGAACGGGGGACCCUGGUAUGUGAAUGGAUCCAUUGUUGGAAUGGAUAGGUGGUCGGCUGCAUUUGAUCCGAACACGUUUAAAGGAGUUUCAACACCAGUAUGGGUUAGAUUUCCAUGUCUACCUUUGUAUUGCUGGGAUGAGGAUAACAUUGCAAGAAUUGCAUCUUGCUUGGGAACGCCAAUGUACAUUGAUGGUAACACAUUCCACAGGGGGAAACGGGAGUUUGCCCGUGUAUGUGUGAGGAUUGAUCUGGAGAAGAAAUUGCUGAAUGGUGUUUGGGUGGAUGGCUCAGCCGGGAGGUUCUUCCAACGAGUUGAAUAUGAGAAAAUCAAUCUUCUCUAUUAUCAGUGCGGUAGAGUGGGCCAUAACAGAGAUAUAUGUCCAGAGAAUGUAUCUAUUGGAAUACAAAAUCAAGCUUUGAAGGAUAAGGAGGUAGUUAAGGAAAUUGGUGAGAAGAUUAUGCCGGAGAGUAAAACAUCUGUGAUAAGCUCUGAAUAUGGUCCCUGGAUCCAUGUUCACUUCAAAGACAGGAAAAACAACAAGGGUAAUGUUACUGGAAAGGUAGUGAAUGCGGAUAGGUUCGGCAAUGCUGUCAGGGGGAACAUUAAUCAGAAGAAUAAUGCACAUAAAGGUAUCAAAAUGGUGAAUGAAAAGGGUAAUACUGAUGGAAAGACUAUCCUGGUUCCAAAAAUUAUGGAUGGAUAUGAAAAACCUGCUGUGAAUGAGAGCUUAGAUACUGCUAUAACCAAUAGGUUUGUUGUGCUAAGUGAAAGCAUUGAAGAAGAUUGUUUGGGGAAUCAUGGUGAAGAUGUAAAAACAGCAGAAAGAGGCCGAAAAAAUACUGAUGCUAAUGUCAGUAACAGUGAUUUGGUUGUUAAUAGUGAUGCUGCCAAGGUGAAGCUGGCCAAGGAAUUGAGAUCUUUAGGACCUGUGGAAGUGGAUUAUAAGAAGAAAAAGAGGGGGGCAAGGAAAAAAGAAGCCUCCCUAUAUUUGAAGGACAUUGUUAGAGAUCAUAGUAUUUAUUUUAUUGGGCUUAUGGAGACCAAGUUGUCUAGCAUUAAGAGAAAAGAUGUUGAUUAUAUGAUUGGGAAGGAGUGGGAGUACUUUUAUUACCCUGCUGUGGGCACUUCAGGAGGCAUUCUGGUAUUAUGGAAUAGGAAUAUGGUUUUCUUUGAUGUGGUGGAGGCAUCCUCACAAGCAAUUGUUGGUAGCCUUUCGAUUCCCAGUUUGGGAAUUUGGAAAAUUGCCACGGUUUAUGGGAGCAGAAUUUGCAAGGAAAGGGAAAACUUGUGGAAGCAACUUCAAGAUUGUAUGGAGGAUGCAAUUCCUUCUAUUAUUAGAGGGAAUUUUAAUUGUAUUAUUUACAAGGAGGAGAAGAGAGGAGGUAAGAGGUUCUUGUUCUCAAAAGGACCUAGGGAGAUGAAGAGUUUUAUGGUUAAUUCAGAUUUCCAUGACAUUGGAAGCAUGGGACCAAGGUUUACUUGGUGUAAUAACAAAGAGGAGACCUCUUGGAUUUGGGAGAGGUUGGACAGAUGCAUACUGAAUUCAACUGCUAUUCAAAAGCUUCCAAUGGCUACUAUCAAGCAUCUUACUAGAGUUGCAUCGGACCACAGUCCUAUUGUUCUUAAUAUGAAGGAUAAAGUGCAUUGUAAGCCUAAAAUCUUUAAGUUUGAAGACAUUUGGAAAUCAUACCCUGCAGCCAAAACUAUUGUUUAUAAUUCUUGGAUAAAGAAUGACUUUGGUGAUGAAUAUACAAUACUAUAA
Molecule: messenger RNA, 2274 nt
Organism: Dendrobium catenatum
Lineage: Eukaryota; Viridiplantae; Streptophyta; Magnoliopsida; Asparagales; Orchidaceae
Exons: 3
Coding region: 1-2274 (757 amino acids)
Source: RefSeq, a predicted model, not a curated record